GUUCAAGAGGAAAGACAACAAAAUAUUGAUGGAAGUCUCAAUUAUGCUAUUCUUUUUCCCUCCAGUCAACAACCCAUAUGCUGCAAAUGCUGCCUCCUCAAGUUUUGGCCAAGGAAAGCUUCUGUGUUCUCACUGUGGUUCUAAGGAUUUCUCCAAUCCUAAACUAAUCAAUUUUGUGGAUUAUUCUCUCUCUGAUGCAGGUCCAAAACCUGAGUUUCCCCAGCAGCUAAUCUCAAUACCGCAAUCUCAGCUAGCUCUCUUACCAUCUUCAUCAACACCAUCUCCUCCAGUCUCAGUCGCACAAACAAGCCCCCUCUCUCCUACUCAGACUCCAUUUACUGGCAGCUUCUCUGGGAACUGUGAUUGGAAGGGGUAGCAGAAUUGGCAACUUAUACACACUCAAAUCUCUCUGCUAACUACAAUUCAGGUUCCUCGGAUUCACCUUGUAUAAACUCUAUUGUUGCUAUUGAUCUUUGGCAUAUGAGACUUGGACAUUUGUCUUUUCAUACACAAAAAUGCAUGUAUGAUGUUUAGUCUUUCUGAAAUAUAUCUCAUUCUAUUUGUGACAUUUGUCCAUUAGCCAAAUAGAAAUAUUAUCUUUCUUUCA
Molecule: messenger RNA, 607 nt
Organism: Salvia splendens (bonfire salvia)
Lineage: Eukaryota; Viridiplantae; Streptophyta; Magnoliopsida; Lamiales; Lamiaceae
Exons: 2
Coding region: 29-376 (115 amino acids)
Source: RefSeq, a predicted model, not a curated record